Messenger RNA from Penicillium taxi, 546 nucleotides. RefSeq names its product translation machinery-associated protein 20. Bases 1 to 546 code for a protein of 181 amino acids. Gene Ontology annotation, molecular function: RNA binding. Gene Ontology annotation, biological process: formation of translation preinitiation complex. Lineage: Eukaryota; Fungi; Ascomycota; Eurotiomycetes; Eurotiales; Aspergillaceae. The transcript has 3 exons. The record is from RefSeq and is a predicted model, not a curated record.
AUGUUUAAGAAAGAUAUCCCACCGAGCAAUCGCUCCAAGGUCAAGUCCUCCGUGCAGCGGGGCCUGCGCCAAAAGCUGUUGGAGACAUAUCCCGGCUUCGAGCCUUACAUUGAAGAGAUCAUGCCCAAGAAGGCAUCUUUGGAGGCUGUUAAGCUUCCUGAGCGCAUAACUCUCUACACAAUUGACUCAACUCCCAUCUUCUUCCAACCAUUUGACGGUCCCCCAAUUCCCCAUCUUCGCAUCAUUCACGCCUUCCCUUCCGCCCUCCCAACCGUCCAGAUCGACCGCGGUGCAAUCCGCUUUGUGCUCUCCGGUGCGGCACUUAUGGCCCCGGGUUUAACAUCCCCGGGUGGACGUCUUCCAGAUGCCGAACACGCCUUACAAGCCGGGCAGAUUGUUGCUGUCAAGGCAGAGGGCAAGGAGGAGGUUUGCCUCGUUGGUGCCUUGAAGAUUGGCACUGAGGAGAUGAAGAGCAAGGGCAAGGGUAUUGUCAUGGAUGAAGGACAUUACUUGGGUGAUGGACUGUGGAGAAUGCAGUUGGAUUAG